GGAAGCGGCGUCUGUGUGUCAGGUCCGUGUGAAGGUGCUGACCCAACUGAGACCCCCCCAGAGACCCCCCCAGGCUGAAGCGUUGUGUCCCCGGGGGAAGGAGAUUAACUGUCACUUUGCUGCAAUCACACACCCGGAUCCUCCUACAGACCGUGUGAUUGGGUGCACUGACGUUCUCUCCCGGCCCAUGAUUGGAUAACCACACAAGCAAGUGACCCAAACCAGAAAGGCAGAAUUCCAUCAGCGAUCCAAUGGAGCCGGAACAGCAACAGCUGCGCAAUCUACGGGACUUCCUGCUCGUUUAUAACAAGAUGACGGAACUGUGUUUCAGCCGCUGCGCAAAGAAUCUCAACUACCGCUCAGUAACCAUGGAGGAGGAGCAGUGCCUUGACAGCUGCGCAUCCAAAUUCAUCCGCUCCAACCACCGCCUGAUGGGCGCCUACGUGUCCCUGAUGCCCAGCGUUGUGCAGCGCCGAUUGGCUGAGUAUGAGGGGGCCGCCAGUAGUGUGCCAGAGCUGCCUUCACAGGAGGCGGAGCUAAGUGCCAAUGACUUGCCCCCCGCUGCCCCCGCUGCUCUGGGCUCUGGCUCUGACUAACCAACCUACAGACAAUACUGGACUCCAUGUCAAGCUAACCUGUGGGGCAAUAACAGGCUGACCUGUGGGGCAAUAACAGGCUGACCUGUGGGGCAAUAACAGGCUGACCUGUGGGGCAAUAACAGGCUGACCUGUGGGGCAAUAACAGGCUGACCUGUGGGGCAAUAACAGGCUGACCUGUGGGGCAAUAACAGACCUGUGGGGCAAUAAACAGGCUGACCUGUGGGGCAAUAACAGAAGAAGGUACCAAGGGGCAAUAAAAUAUAAUGGAACUUGCUCACUGCCGCCUUGGGCACCCCCCCAGUGUCCCCUUGGCUUCCAGUCUGUGCUUGGGCUUCGUACUGUGCGCCAGGUUGUUGUGUGACCCCAGUUAUUUUUGGGGUGGGGCCCCCCCAGUGUGAAGGGUCGGUACCGGCUGUGGCUUUAGCCACUAUUGCAAUAAACCUUUGUUUUUAUUUCU
Messenger RNA from Xenopus tropicalis (tropical clawed frog), 1056 nucleotides. It is a transcript of the gene timm10b, whose product is annotated as translocase of inner mitochondrial membrane 10 homolog B. NCBI's taxonomy places the organism in Eukaryota, Metazoa, Chordata, Amphibia, Anura, Pipidae. The record is from RefSeq and is marked validated. Gene Ontology annotation, cellular component: mitochondrial envelope; mitochondrial inner membrane.